This is a messenger RNA of Dibothriocephalus latus, 294 nucleotides long. Lineage: Eukaryota; Metazoa; Platyhelminthes; Cestoda; Diphyllobothriidea; Diphyllobothriidae. The record is from the annotation of a GenBank genome assembly.
AUGGUGGUAUUUGAGAAGACUGAUCCCUGUCACAAGGGCAGCGUGCCAGAAGCCCGUCUGUACGACAUCCUGCGGGAGUGUGGCAUGAACGUGGAACCUAAGGAGGUAACCCGAUUUGCCAAGAUGUUGGCACGUGCAGUUGACGACUGCGAUGGUGUCACUGAACCGCCCAAGGGUAAGGAGGAGCAGGUACGGCCGGGACUCAUAAAUUAUCACAAACUCCUGCGACGCUAUCAGCGACUCACCCCGGGUUCUGCGGCACUCAGCAUAAUCAAAACUAUCCGUGAAAAGUAA